AUGUUGACACCAACAGUCGCUAACCAUUUCAGCUUUUUCUAUGCUGUUGGAAACACCCCCGCCAUCAACUUGACGCGGUCAGUUCCUCACGGCCAGGAUGUCUCGGCCUUGUCUCUUGGCUGUGGCGACCUAAGGAAUCUUCUGUAUACUGCAUAUAUUGAGGAUGGACUGCCUGAGAGGAACUUGGACUUCACUUUCUGCGACAUUGAUGAGAAGAUAAUAGGGAGAAACAUUAUACUCCUUUCGUUCAUUAUCGAUGGGCAUGAAGGACCCCUGAAAUCGCUUUGGGGGAUAUACUAUCAUCUCUAUGUCAACGAUGCCACCGCGGCAGUGAUCAAGGACCAGGCCACCAAGCUCGUCCGUCUCCUAGAAUCUAUAACCUCUUGGAACGCCAGUACAUACGGUUCCGUGAUUAGGUUCUGUGACCAGGACACCGUCGAUGAUGUCCGUGGCAUUUGCAAAAGAAUUUCUGAAGGAAACGGCAACUUGGAGAGUCUUUCAAAUGGCAUCGAACAAUCAAAGUCUCUCUUGCUCCAAGCCUCUGGUCAAACUGGUGGCCAUGGAAUGGUUCUUACCAGCAUCCGCUCGGCUGCUCCCCUCUCACUACAGGCAUACAAAACGCUCCCAGAGGCUCAUCAGAAAUAUUGGGAGGAGGGAACAUCAGUGCCCAGACAGUCCGCGGAAAAAAUCCCUAACCCGAUGUUUGCACCACUUCUUUCGCGGAGAGGUAUUCUUCAUUAUGGUACAGACCCAAUCCAAGGAUUUCAUUUAGCAACUGCUUAUGCAGCACUGGCCGACAACUCACCGUUAAACCCUACUGCCACUUCAGCCAAGGGACCAAAAUACGCCGUUGCGGCCCAAAUUCAAUUCUCAAGUUGGGUCUCAGCCCUUCAGAAGUUGCUCAAAAGAGGAAAUUUGACCCUCCGAUUUGUCGUGUCCGAUGUAUAUUCCUUCUGUCAUACUCUUCAGUCUUCCGGGAAGUUGAGUACUCUAUCCGCAAACUGUUUCCGACGGCAAUGGGAUGGCAGAACCCUAAAGCUCGAUGAAAGGGAUUAUGGGAAGGCGAAGAAGGCACCUACUUGGUUUGACACGAUUGACACUUCAAACUUGUCAGAUCAUUUUGGUGCUCUUAACAUUCUCACAGCGACAGCCCCUUUGCUAAAGGAUGAGCCUUGGUCUGCCGUUUCUACUGAACUCUUACUUAAACGGGAAGGCUCUGAAGAGGAAGCAUUUGACCAGCUUCUAUGUGGCCCAGCAGCAACAAUAUCUCUCCUUCUUGGGCUGUCCGCUGUCCAAUAUUGGACUAAUUCAAAGGUAGAGUCUCACGUGGACGAGGUUUUUCUUGCUUUGUCGACAUCGAACAAUGGGAAGGGGCCUGGAGAGACUCAACACCGCGCCUGCAUAUUCUGGAAACAAGAUGGACAAUUCUCAGGUCACCCAGACGAGCGGGGCAGUCUUCAAAUCGAAGCCAAACCGCUGGCGAAUAUCCUCCUGCACGUGUAUAAGCAGAUGUUCCGAGGAGAAGAUAGUAGACGGGCAACCUUGAGAUCAGCAGCCUAUUCCAGCUUCCACAGGGGUAGCUUCGCUGUUUUCCUCAAGUAUCUCAAGUCCCGUGUGACCACUAAUUGGAGUGAAAUGUUGCAAAAGCUCAUAGUCGAUGUUGGUAACGACGAGUCGCUCGCACUUUCAAGCAACUUUCUCCAAGACUUUUGUUGUCAGCUUCACACGAACGAUGUCGAAAGACAUCAGUCUAUCUUGAUUAAUCCUGCGACUAUUCCGAAACUCCUGAGAAUAAAAGGGUGGGACUAUAUCCCUCCGGUUGUUUCUGUAACGGUGGUCGUCCCGCGCAAAGCUUUCGAAAAGCUCUUUUCUGGAUCAAAACAGCUGGCAAUAGCAUCACCAACUAUUGUCGCCGAGCUGAAGUCAUCAGAAUGGCACAACUUGUAUAGCGAUGUUCACAUUCUAUUUGGUGACGUCAAGUCAAGCGACCCAGAUGAGAACAGCCUUGAGAUAGAACAGGACGUUCUUGGUUGGGAAGGCUCGUCGUCCCUUAUUGCUUCGUUCUACAUUCCCACGGCAUCAUUUAACGCGGAAAAGGGAAUACCCGUUGUUGGACUCUCUGUUUUACCCACUGGCCAGAACCCUUUGAUUUAUGGACCUGUUCUUGGACCAAGCAUGUCGAUUUUCGAAACCUCCUUGAAGGAUGAGAAGACGGUGCUUAUUUCCAGGUACUUGCCCGGACAAACGGCUUACCCUGGGCAUUGUGUCGGGGUAAGUCCACUUGGUAAAACCAUUACUAGAAAGAAUGGGGAGACAGGUGUGAGAUUUGAGGCAAAUGUUACUGACUCAGAGCCUCAAAUUACAUCCCUUGUUGGGCAUCUUGACUUCUUAGGUGAAAAAGGGAAGAGGCUUCUGAAAGAGAAAGCUCCCAUUGAAUUGAAACAAACGAGCCCCUUCUCCAUAAGCAUUGCUUUUGGUAACAACAAGUCCGACAUCUACCCUCUACAUUUCCCUAUACCUGUCUCCAAGGAAGGGGCUAAGACACGCAUUGCGAGGGCCUCAGGAUAUGUCGAGGUCAUCGCUCCAUUCGCGAAUCCAUUGUCAUCGGAAUGUCUGGGGGAUUUUGUCUUCCCCUCAUACCUUUCGUCAUCAAGAGUGCCGGCUGCUUUAAAUAUGCCACAUACCAACCUUGACAAGCUUCCUGUUCUCGACGUGGAUAAAAAGAAGGAAUUGUCAUGGUUAACCACGCUGACAUCCUUCCAAUUUUCAUCACGAGAAAGGCACAUUCGUGAUAGGCGAGCUGGGACAGGUAUUUCUUCUGACCCGAGGACGAAUUUCAAAGACUCGCUUCUCACGAUGUUUAUGCUGGCAUCUGGCCUUCAGGGAGGCCAGACAGGGUUAUUUACCAUCAGCCACCCGGAGAGAGGUGGCAAUCACAUCCUCAUGGUGGUUUCCGCAAUCCGGCUGGAUGGCGACACUGCCUCAGUGGUUCUUGACGCAGCAGUGAUUCCACUCACCAUGGGUCUGAUCGAGUCGCACCGGAUCGAAGAAUUCCUCCUCGUUCUUGAGGGACUGGAAUGCUGCGCUGUUACGGUAGAUGAUGCAGAAUUACAGUUGUGGAAGAAGGUCCUCCCGGCAUUCGUCGAGCGAUGCAGGACAUGGUCUCAUACCGCCAAGUGUGAGUAUAAGAAGAAGGGGGCCACGAUACCCCUGAGUCUUGAAGACGGUGAACAACUCUUGUGUUCUUGUGGUAAUGGACAAUUGCCUAAAAACUUCGUCAACAUCCCGGAGUGGGAGAUUGCGGCCACGGAAGCAGUCCGUCUGGCAAUCAGCCCAACUUUUGCUGCAGCCAUAGUGGAGGAAUUAGCUGAUACCUCGACAUUUGGUGAGAAAGGAGGGUCUUUGGCCACUCCUCAGGAACGGUGUCGUUUCUGUGGCAAGACACAGAACAGCGACGGAAGCGCUUUGAAGAGAUGUCAAAGGUGCAAAGAGGUCAAGUACUGCUCGGCUGAGUGCCAGAAGCGGGAUUGGAAGACGCAUCGCAUGGAGUGCAAGGAGUCCUCUUGA
This is a messenger RNA of Clonostachys rhizophaga, 3567 nucleotides long. Lineage: Eukaryota; Fungi; Ascomycota; Sordariomycetes; Hypocreales; Bionectriaceae. The record is from the annotation of a GenBank genome assembly.